Molecule: messenger RNA, 1803 nt
Organism: Penicillium mononematosum
Lineage: Eukaryota; Fungi; Ascomycota; Eurotiomycetes; Eurotiales; Aspergillaceae
Exons: 4
Coding region: 1-1803 (600 amino acids)
Source: RefSeq, a predicted model, not a curated record
AUGCCUGCCCAUCAUCACUGCAACGCUCAUGCCGGCCUGCCCCGCGUUUGGCUUGGUUGGGGUGAGCUGGGCAACCGCAAGGCUCAACUCCAGGCUGAGCAGGACGAUUACUUCGAGACCCAUACCCCCGAUUUCAAGGUGCGACACCCAGACAGCCGCCGACGUGGCUGGGAUGUGCACUUGGAUGUCAUUCGCAGGUCGACCCGUUGGAUUGACUGGCGAAUCCACAAGACUGGUGACAAGCAGAAACUUGUUCUUCCUGAUUUGGUACGUGUUGAACAGGUUGACAGCCUUCUUAAUUUCUUUUAUACUGGUGACUAUUCGGUUGACGAAGCCGACUUGAGCUAUUACUCGAUUAAGGCCUGCCCUGGUGGCUGCGUGACUUGUCCCCAGAUCUGUCAGCUCUUGCGCAUUCACUUGUCCAUGUUUCAAACUGCUCUUCUUCUUAGAAUUACUGACCUCCAGGCUAUUGCUUUCCGCAGAUUCCGUGAUCUCUUGGAUACUGCUCCUGCUUUCGUUUUGCAGUAUGCUGUUCACGCAGUGUAUAGUAGGAAGCCUAUCCCUGACGGAAGCAACAACUUUCAGAUCACUGGAUUAAAGUCCGUUAAGGACUAUCGCCCUGAGUUGCAGAUCACCAGGCAUGGGAAGAGAGUCAGAAUUUUUGGCGAGUCGGAGUUUGCUGAGCUCCGCCGCAAGAGUGCUAAGUUUGACAGAGACCUGGCUCUGGGACUGUGGCUGGAUACUAUUGAUAUCACAGUUCCGACGAUUCGGUUCCCGGGCAACUCAGAGCCCAUUAGGUCCCUUCAUCCCUAUAUGGACACUCCACUUCCCCCACAGGUAGUAGACCCCAAACGGUCAAACUACCAGUAUGUUACUUACUUGCAGCCGUUGCCGUUUAAGGAUUUCAAUGACCAGCGACCUUCUAACACACCUACAUGGACCCCUUCCCCAGUACCUACCUUCUCCGGGUCUAUUGUUACGCCGCAGACCUCGUCGAACAGCACGCAGACACGCUCCUCAUCCAACCAGAGCAGCCAGGCUUUGACAGAGGACCUGAGUUUCCUUAACGACCCUCUAUGUACUAUGGAUCAACUCAACGCGCAAUUCUCACAAGAAUAUUCCACAGGCCCAGCCGAUUUCGAUACUAUUGACUGGGAGCACAUGAUGGAAUUUAGCGCGACGGAUGAACCGGGUAUUGACUUCAGCGUGUUGCUGGAUGAUGAUGCUAUGGGUGAACCCGAUGCGACUGCAUUGACACAGGACAUGAACUGGACCGGAGAGGACCUGAAUAAUAUGGACUUCACCCAAUUCUUUAAUGAUCACACAAUGGACCUACAGUCUUUAGAUCCGUCCUGUCUAGAAGGGCCCAUGGAUAUGGAUAUAGACCAACGAGACCUAAACCCCUUUGAUCUAGCCGGUCUACCUGAUAUGAAUUCCUCCGGACUUACUUUGCAGGAUUCUAUCGACAGUGCAUUCUUGACUCAACCCCAGUACAUUGACCCGAUUUUCGCGGGUAUGGAUAACUAUGUAAAUAUGCCUCAGGAGAUUAACUUCCUUCCAGAGCCAUUGAACUCGGGGAUGUAUACAGGCUCUAUUGCUUCCAACCUUAGGGUCCAACAGACAAUCCAGCCAGCGGUCCUUUCCGCACAGAUGCCAGCUCAACGGCAGACAGCCCAGUCCACGCCCCUUUCUACAGGAGGCAAGCCCCGUACAUCGGCUUCACGUCAGAGGCAAGAUUCCACUCAAACCCGGUACAAUUUGAGGAAUCGCGCCAGCGUGGUUGAUUUGACUGAGGAACUCUAA